Cololabis saira (Pacific saury) is the source of this 2461-nucleotide messenger RNA. RefSeq names its product E3 ubiquitin-protein ligase TRIM35-like. Gene Ontology annotation, biological process: protein ubiquitination. The coding region runs from base 18 to 1406 and encodes 462 amino acids. The transcript is spliced from 2 exons. Lineage: Eukaryota; Metazoa; Chordata; Actinopteri; Beloniformes; Belonidae. The record is from RefSeq and is a predicted model, not a curated record. Gene Ontology annotation, molecular function: zinc ion binding; ubiquitin-protein transferase activity.
CGUCGCCCGGAGAGAACAUGGCCUCUAGCUCGGGGGAAGACCUCUUGUGUCCCGUUUGCCAGGACAUUUUCAAAGACCCGGUCGACCUGUCGUGCAGCCACAGCUUCUGCCGGGCCUGCAUCCAGAGGUGGUGGGCGGACAAGGAAACACGGCCGUGUCCGUUCUGCAAGAGGAAGUCAUCGAGGACCGACCCUCCUCGCAACCUGGCGCUGAAGAACCUGUGCGAGGCCUUUCUGCAGGACGGGGAGCGGCGGGCGGCAGCAGGGCCCGAGCACAUGUGCAGCCUGCACAGUGAGAAGCUCAAGAUCUUCUGUCUGGACCACCAGGAGCUGGUCUGUGUGGUCUGCCGGGACUCCAGGACUCACAGCAACCACCGGUUCAGACCCAUCAACGAGGCGGCCCAGGAUCUCCGCCAGGAGCUGCAGAGAGACCUGACACCCCUCCGGGAGAAGCUGACACUCUUCCAGCAGGUGACGGAGGACUGCAUCUCCACGGCAGAACACCUCCAAGUCCAGGCCCGGGACACCGAGAAGGAGAUCCGGCAGCAGUUUCAGAAGCUUCACCAGUUCCUGGAAGAGGAAGAGAAGGCGAGGGUGGAGGCGCUGAGGGAGGAGGAGGAGCAGAAGAGUCGGGUGAUGAAGGAGAAGGUGGAGGCUCUGACCCAGGACAUGGACGCUCUUUUAGAGACGAUCAGAGCGACGGAGACGGAGCUGAGAGCCGGAGACGUCUCGCUGCUGCUCAACCACAAGGUGGCGACCGGGAGGGUCAAGCAGGGCCCGGUUCUGCAGGACCCGGAGACGGUUCCAGGGGCUUUGAUAGAUGUGGCCAAACAUCUGGGAAACCUGACCUUCAACAUCUGGAAGAAGAUGAAGGACAUGGUGCUCUACAGUCCUGUGAUCCUGGAUCCAAACACCGCCGACGCAGAGCUCGUCGUGUCUGACGACCUGCUGAGCGUUACAUUCAAGGGGUCACGAGAUCUGCCGAGCAACCCGGAGAGGACCAGGUUCCCCCGCACCGUCCUGGGCUCCAAGGGGGUAAAGUCAGGGACUCGCAUGUGGUCCGUGAGUGUUGGACCCAACGCCGACUGGGAGCUGGGAAUGCUGGAAGCAGAUGGUGGCGACACAGCGGAGCCGCGGCGGUGGAGGAUUUCACUCAAGGACGGUAGAUACAAGGCGUUGGCUGGAUCGGGCUCGGAGCAAGACCUGCAGGUUGGGAAGCCCCAGACGAUCUGGGUUCAUCUGGACUUCAACAAGGGGAAGCUGUUGUUUGAGGAUCUUCACACAAACGAAGUCGUGCACACCUUCACGCACACAUUCACGGGCGAGAUGUUUCCUUACGUGUACACCCGGAGCUCAGUCCCACUGAGGAUCGUGACACGCAAGGGUUCCGUGAAGACACCGAUUUAGGCAGGUAGCCAAUGGAGCGACGCUAACACUGGAGAGACGUGGUCUCUCCUGCUAAUUCCUGUCAGUACUCGUGCUGCUGCAUUCUGGAUCAGCUGGAGCCUAUUCAGCAAAUUACUUGGACAUCCUGCUAACAACACAUUACAGUAAUCUAGUCUAGAAGAUACAAACGCAUGAACUAGUUUUUCUGCAUCACUCUGCGAGAGGAUUUUCCUACUGUAAUUUUUGCAAUAUUACGGAAAUGGAAAAACGUUAUUUUACAGACCUGAUCAACAUAUGGUUUAAAACGACAAAUCCUGAUGGAAAACAACACCAAGGUUUCUCACAGUUGCACUGGAAGCCAUCGCAACACCAUCUAAUCCCUUCCUAUGAUGCCCUGGACCAAGAAUGAUAACCUCUGUUUUAUCUGAAUUUAGAAGCAAGAAAUUUCUGGACAUCCAGUCCUUGAUGUCCCUAAGACAUGCCUGAAGUUUAACUAACGGUUCUGUUUCAUCCGGCUUCAUAGACAAGUAGAGCUGCGUAUCAUCAGCAUAACAAUGAAAGUGUAUGCCGUGAUUCUGGAUUAUACUUCCCAACGGCUGCAUGUAUAAACUGAACAAGAUUGGCCCUAGCACUGAACCCUGCGGAACACCAUAACAGACCCUUGACUGUUCUGAAGAAACCUCAUGUACAUGAACAAACUGGAACCUGUCAGAUAGGUAUGAUUUAAACCAACAUAGAGCUGUCCCUUUAAUCCCAACAACAUGCUCUAACCUGUGCAGUAAAAUGCCAUGAUCUAUAGUGUCAAAAGCAGUUUGUAUUGUAAUGGGAAAUUUUGGUAUAACAAUGUUUACACAAAUCCUGUUUUCAAGUGAACAUUCCUUGGCGAGGUCAUGCUGCUUUGACACAGAGACUAGCACGGUUGCCAUGGGCGAUAUUUUGUCUAGUUGUUCCCAGCCUGCCCAUUAUAAGAUAGCGUGUCUCUAAACAUCUUCAGCUCACUCAGGACUGACUGUCGUCUGAUCUGUUGUACUGUGUGACUCCAUUCAUGAAUGUUUCUCUUUUCAUUAAAACUCAAG